This is a messenger RNA of Plasmodium fragile, 9339 nucleotides long. Its product is annotated as PEK protein kinase. The transcript has a single exon. Gene Ontology annotation, molecular function: protein kinase activity; ATP binding. NCBI's taxonomy places the organism in Eukaryota, Apicomplexa, Aconoidasida, Haemosporida, Plasmodiidae. Bases 1 to 9339 code for a protein of 3112 amino acids. The record is from RefSeq and is a predicted model, not a curated record. Gene Ontology annotation, biological process: protein phosphorylation.
AUGGACUCCCGGAAGGAAAUAAGAAAAGAAGAAUUAAACGACAUUAACAAAAAGCUAAAGGAUAAAUUCAUCUUCCUUUAUCUCAUCGCAGUAGGGGGCUUCUCCUGUGUUUACAAAAUUAGGAAGAGGGCAAAUGGACAGUCGCUGGGGGAGAGGCAGCCAGAAGAAGAGGAAGGGGACAAAUUUUACGCUCUUAAGAAUGUGAAAUUUUCUGCUAACCCGUUCAAUUAUGAAAAAAAAAUUAAAUUAAAUUUGAGGGAAGUAGAAUGCCUUAACAAACUGAAGGACCAUCCGAACAUUGUUGGCAUACGUGAGUGUUGGUUGGAGGUGAAGGAGCGUUUGUCGGGGUCUGCGAGAAGCAGGGGUGGGGUAGCCACGUCGUUGUCCGGUCGUGGGAGGGGCCCACAUGAUGGAGGAAUGGCAGCGGGGUGCCACGUGUGGGAAACGCGCUCUGGUAGAAAAGUUGCCACCCCUCAGGGAGAAGCCAAGACAGCUGCACACCCGCGCGACACAAAUGGGGUGCAUCCACCACUUCUUAGCACUCCGUGUGCCCCGCCGAAGAGUAGCAAAGAAAGGGACCAACACAGCAACUAUAGCAACAGCGACAAAGUGAAGGGAAGUACCAUCCCCCAUAUGAAUUUGUUUAAAAAAAAGAAAAAAAAAAAUUUUGUGUUCAAAAUGGACGGAAGAACAAGUCCAAUUUUGCCUGAACAGACAGCAAAAAAAAAAAAAAAAAAAAAAAGCAAAAGUGCACACAUGACGAGAGAUUCCUUCAAUAUGUAUUACGACGCAUUGUAUGCUUUCAAGGGGAACAACAAGGAAGGGGACAAGGACAGGCACCUCCUUAGCAAUACGAGAAGUAUCCUACAGCCUUGCACAACGACCUAUUUGCACAACGGAAAUUCUGACCAUGAGGGAAAUGUAGUACAUGGUUCCCCCUUCCGUGAUAAUCUUUUCUUGGGCUGUAAAAAUUAUUCACAUAAAAGGGAAGUGAAUAAUGGAGACGUGCUCCACAUGCGUCAUAUGGGUGCUUUGCGGUUGGCCAGUCUGUCCAAUGCGCUUGCCUUAUGUCAUCCCAGGAUUUGCAAGAAAGGACAAGCCUCAAAAUAUGCGCACGGGAACAAGUACAGAUCGAGCUCCCCCCACGUGGACACCCCCUCGUCCGCGCAACAUCAGAGAGAACAAAUUAGAGACAUUGGUGGGAGUGCUUCUACGAGCAAAGGAAGGACACCCGGGGCGCGCAUUGGUUACCACCACCACCUCAGUGGGAAUCACCGCAGCGGCAGCAUCCCCAACUGUUCGAAGCGCGUUCAUCAGGACAAGUUCAUACAGUUCCGACACAGCGACACCUACUUCGUUCACGAACUAAAAAAUAUAAUUAAUGACAACACCACAAAGAAGAGGAAGUGGCCAAGUCACAGAAUAGACCUGUGCUACAACGACUACUACUUCAAUAGUCUGUUCCAUUAUCACAAAGGGGAGACCGUGGUGACAAAGAGGCAAUUCAUUAAUAUAAUAUUUUGCACGGGACAUGCAUGCAAACGGGGGGAUACAGUGUUAACCCUCAUGAAGGGAAUUAGCAACUCACCGCGAAGGAAAAAAAAAACAAGAUGCAUACAGAAUGCGAUGGGUGAGGAGAAGAACGAUAUGACACCUGAGUGCCUCAUGAAUAUUAACAACCGACUGCUUGCUGGAAGGAACAGGAGUAUGAUUCUACGUUCUGCUCCGUGUUGUGGGGACAGGCAUGCGCAUCGUCGGCACCACGAAGCAGGGGAGACUGUUCAUGAGGUGAACCAUCCAUGGGAGGAGAGGGAGGAACGUGUGGGUGCUAAUCCCCUUGAGGGAAGAAAAAACUCAAAAUUGAAUUUACCACCCAGGGGCUGUCUUUCUAUGAGGGCCUAUUCACAGGAGUGUCCAUCAUGGGAGGAUGUUUCGCCACGCAGGGGAAGCGGCGUGAAGGUGAUGGAUGACAGUAAAGACAACGAGCUACAUGUAAAGGGGCAGGAGGGAGAAGAAGGGAAGACACCUCACACGACAGAGAGAAUGGAAAGAAGGACAGAUAAUCAUUUUAUUAAAAAAUUUCAACACAAGAGGCAUAACUUUUGUGCAACUCUAUGUGGACGUAGGGAAAGGAGCAGUGCCAAAGGGGGACACAGCAGCUGGUUGGAAGGGGAUAUAAACUGCGCACAGAAAUUUCACUUCAGAGAGGAGCUAAGGGUUGAAGAAAGGACCCUUAGGGAAUUGUCCUCCCAGCAGGACCUUCCCCGGAGUAGCGGCGAAAGCAACUACCUCAACUACUAUGCCUUCGUAUUCAUAAUUAUGAGCGGACCAGGAGUGAAGGAACAAAUCGUUUUACAGAAGAGUGACACAAGGAAGAACCAUCUGUUGUUGCAAAGGGAAGAAGACUUCACCGAGAGGAGAACAAGUCAGUCUAAACAUAACCACUCCGCUAAGUUGAAGGGGUCCAUGAGGAAAGAAAAAGAAGAAAAAAAAAAGGUGCAUAUAUGCUACUCGUUCACCUACUGCAGAUGGUUAAAGGUAUUCAUUUUUUGUAACAAGCAAAUGAGGAGGAAAGGAUUUAACAGAAGAACAAUGAAGGAUGUAAUACAAAAGAUUUACAAAAGAAUAUCCAUUACAACUUACCUACUUGGCAUCAGGAUGGAGGACAAUGUAUAUGGGAACUCUCACUUGCUCGACUUGUGCAUUUCACAUAGUGUUAGGAAGUGGACAGGAAGCGAGUCCAUUCCUUUUGCAAGGAGUACACGACAUAGUUGUUACUACCAUGGAGGGAGUACAAAGAACAAUUAUUUUAUGCGGAAGAAAGAAUUCUUCUACUACCUUUUCAGCUGUCUCCUCGAGGUCAGAGACAAUUGGUACUUCGCACGCAUGUGCGACUACUACAAGUACAUUAACGUAGUGAACGCCUUGCGCUUGAAGAUGUGUCGCUUCGGAAUUUACGUCGACCUGCUUAUGACCUGUACUCUGAAGUUCUUUCGAGGCUUCUACACCUUCAACCGAGCCUUCAAGAAGUACUUCUUACGGCGCGGCAGGUGGGGAAGUGCCAUGGGUUACGGUGAUGGUCGGAGGGAUGAGCAAGACGACGACAGUAGCGCGCAGCGCUGGGGAAGCAUAGCGUUCGUCCUUUCCUGCAUCAAGUGUUAUAAAAUUUUCAACGCUAAGUUAUACACGCUGCUGCUUUUGCAAGUGAAGAGGGUCCAAGCUGAACUCGUGACGCUGCUCACUCUGGUUGACAACAAGUACCUGAACAGAAUCAACCACCAUGCAUAUAGCCACUUCCGAAGUUUAUUCAAGAACAACCUGUACUACUUCAUGAGGGAUGAAAACUUCUUAACUAAUAAAAAGGGCCUCGUGUACCUCUGCAGGAGGUUCUACAACAGGAACGGCAACAGGGCGCUUGUGCAGGAGGUAAAGAAUUUUUUCAAUCUGACCAUCCACGUGUGUAACUAUGCUGAAAUGUUGAGGAUCGUAAAUGGGGGGUCUCUUCAGGGGGGGCAAAUGCGCCCACCACCACAUUCCCCUCAUUUCGCGAAAUCACCACGCACAAACAGGGGGCAGAGAAAAACUCCCGUGGGGUAUAUAACAAAUAUGUACAUCCCCCAUAAAGCCAGCGCCAAGGGAGGAAGAUGGGCAGAAGAGGAAGGAAAAAACAACGUUGGUGAUUAUGUAGCCAACCAUCAUGAACAAAACGCAUGCAAAAACAAACUCGAAAAGGAAAAUCACAAAAUUUUCAUCACCAAUGUAGUAAAUUUUCUCAUGUGUACAAGUCUAAUGAGGAAAAUGUCCUGUGAUGAAAAAAGUCUUUUUACAAACGGCAAUGAAAAAGAAGAGGAACUCAUAGAAGGAUGCUUCCUCCACAACUUUACGAAUUAUUUUAUUUACCUGUUAUAUUACGUGACAAGAGUAAAAUGCAUGAGCAUUUACAAGGUACAUGUUUCUUCUUCCCUGUUGAGAGUGAUCAAUGUGGAUGUGGUAAGACACACCAGGAUGGACAUAUCCUUCCGCAUUACAUUUGUCAACACCGCCAUGUUUAGGUACAACUCGAUGGUCUCCUUUAGGCAGUUUCUGCAGGAGGGGGCGCAGCUCGGUAUGUGUGGUUGCGUCAGACAGGGGGGGAGCAGUAGCGACAGCCGCGGCAGCGGGGAGAUGAACAAAAGGAAUAAAGAAGCAGAGGGAAGUACCCACUUCAACAAUAUCUCCUUCAAGGCUACCAAUUUAUUGCAUGUGUACCGCUACAAUGCACUUGUGGAGAGCUUGAACACGUCGAGUAGCAUGGCCAUUUUGUUCCUCGAACACCACCCCUUGGUGUUUAAACAGCAUGUCCGAUUGGUUAGAGGGGGAGAAAAGCACACCUGUGGAAAGGCAACGAAGGGUAAAAGUACGAAUGUCCAUACCGCUAGUAGAAUCACUCACGGGAAGCGCACCAACAGCAGCGUGCACAAGCGUGUUCACACUCUACAAGGAGACAGCCCCACCAACCGCAGAGUAAUAAAGAUAAAUGGACCCUUCAAAAAUAACAAGUGGGAUAAGAAAUUUCUCUUGAGGCAAAAACAAAAAAGGAUGGAAGAGACACACUUUGUGAGCAGCAUAAUGGCCAUGCCCCUUUCUCGCCUGAUGCAACUCACCGUUGGAAAGGUCACCCUUAAGCAUGGCAAUAGCUAUGUCGUCCUGAUCAUUGUGAAGAGUACUAAUCGUACCUUCGAGCCGUCCCAGUUGACACAAAUGAAGCGUUUUUCGCUCUCCUGGUUUAGCGCAUAUGGAGCGCAUCGCGGGAGGAGCAGGGUCAAGGAAAGGACAACGCACGCGGGAAGGGUCCCACGCAAAAGGAGGCAAAGGACCGCGCGCAAAAAGAAGGCAGACACUGCUCACAUCGCGCAAAGGGGGCAAUGUGCCUUGGCGCACCGAGCGCGGCAGGGCCAUCAGCAGAAAAUGAGAAAACAAGUCCUCUUCGUCAAGUGUCUCCUAACACAGAUCAAUGCGCGGAGAUGGCAUUGCACCUGCGGGGGGGGCAUAGACAGAGGCGGCAGAGGUGACUGGAUGCACAGACCCUCCGUCCACAUCGAGCAAAGGAAGAAGAGAGAAUUCCAAAAGCGCAGCGAAGCGAAUUUAAAGAAAAGGAAAAAUGAAAAAACAAGAGAAGAGAACUUCAGAAACUUCUUAGACAGCAUCGAGUAUUCAUCUGACAGUGGAGAGUUCAAAAUCGUCUUUCAGAGCAGCAGCAAUGGGGAUGAGGAGGAGGUGGGGACAGGGAUAGGAGAGAACGUCAAGGGGGGAAGAGUGGCGAGAAGGUUAGGGACACGCCAAACCAACCGCUUCACCCAGCCGAGGCGAAGAAUGGGUAAAGUACACUCACGGAGGAAGGAAAUAAAAGGAUGGACGCGAAAAAAAAACAAAAGCCUGGUUUACAUUGGGGGGAGAAGAAGUGAAAGAAGCGGAAGAGGAGACAUGAUCGCUCCUCUAUCCCCAUCUGCUAUUUUACACAAUGAGAGGCAUAACAAAAGAUUCUUCUCACUUGUCACCCACGGGCAGGUGUGCACUAGUAUGGAGAGGGUGCCCCUUUCAUCUUGCUCCCCUCUGGAAGAGUCUUUCAAAUGGAAGGGAUUCAACGGAAGUUUUGUUCAAGAAGACAACACCCCCCAUAUGAUUAAACGUAACACUUAUGUGGGUGAGAAUAACUUAUCGAGUAGGCCACAUUUUUGUCACCACUGGGGGGACUUACCAACCAGUUGCAUCUUCAAACAUGCAGAGGGUAAAACGCCCUGUAAGUUGCAUAACAUGCACUUUUCUCCCGAGAGUCCAUACUUUGAACUUACUAGUAAAUGUUUCAACUCGGAAGGAAACAUAAUUUUAUUUCCAUCUCAGGAGUUAGCACCCAUGAGUACACAGCUUCUUUUCUUCCUUCAUUUGCAAAGGCUGCUUGCACUGACGAUGAGAUAUAGAGUGAGGCCAUAUGGUGGAGACAGAUGGGGCAGGCAAGUCAGUUCCGAUGAGAAAAAUGCAAAUGGGCAGAUCCUGCACAGAAUGGAUAAUUGCCUCACUUGUAUUGAUGAGGACGUGGUAAAGAAUUACCUGAACAGUUCAGGCGAAAAUGUAUACAAUGGAGAAAUGAUACAAAGUGAUAUUUUUCGAAAGACAUGCAUUUCAUGUGUGGAGAGAAGGAGGGGUAAUGAUUAUUGUGACUUGAUUGAGGAGACCAACUGUUGUGCAAAAAGGGACAGUACAAGACGGAACAGGAUGAUGCGUGCAGGAUGGAGAAAUGAAGGAAAGUGUAAGGAGGUCAUCAGGAAGCCACACAUCACCCUGCAGGACAGAACACACUUGCUUUUCCGUAACAAAAGGAACGUGCUCAAAAAUUUGAAAAAAAAAAAUAUAAUUAAAAAGAUAUGCCAGAUAAAGACCAGCUACAGAGUGAUGUGUGGUUUAGGGUAUGUGCAGAGGGAAGAGGGAGGAGAAUGGGAAGCCGGUUCAUAUAAAAAGGGAAGAACAAAGGGGAACGACAAGGUAGACACAUUUUUGAUGAGGAGAGGGACACGCAAGGGGAAAAAUAUGGCUCCGUUGCAAGGUCGAAUGCAUGAAGAACUGCACAAAGGCAUGACGCGAUGUUACGGCGAAGGGGUCCUUCCAACGAAGGAGGAAAAGCUUCCUAUGGGGAUUCUUUUUCAGAAGACGCUUACAUUGGGUUCGUACGUUGCGCAGAGCGAGGGGGGUAUUUCAGACCGGACGCAGGAACCUGCUGAGAUGGAUGUCGCAGCGGAGCUUCGUGACGCGGAAGGGGCGAAGGCUCACUAUGAUGGGUACUCAACCAUUUACCGCAUGGCAGAGCGGAAAGAAGAGGCAUCUCUCGGGAAAGGAGGCACAAGGGGUAAACGCGGUCAACGCAACCAAGGUGGUGUAAGAGCGACCCGCCCCGUGGAAGACCCGUCAGUCUGCCCCGGAAGAGGGAACCUAUUAAGAAGCUUGAUAAACGAAUGGGCUGCUUACCCCAGGGGAGGGAAGCUGUACCAACUGGACAACUCCUCCGGGCGAUGUUUUAUGAAGAGCAGGAGGGUAACCUCCUGUCCAGCCCUUUUGCCUCCCUCCGGUGUGAACACUUACCGUAGGGAUGACCUCAAAAAGGAGGUGGUCAUCCAUGUAAGUCCCUGCAGAAAUGUUUUUAUAACAAGUGAGUGUAUGAAAAGGGGCACAAAGGAGGACUCCAAAGAAAAGAGCGUCGUGGUUCUCAACUCCAUGGGUAAGGGAAGGAUGAGUCAUUCUAACAUUGUUGGACCCGACCCCAAGAUCUGCUACCCACGCCAUUGUAUCCACAACUAUACGCGUAAUGGUCAUGACAGAUGCAGAACCUACAAUGAAACGAGAUCUUUAUCUCGAAAGAACCCAUCCCUGGUGCUCAAAAGUAAACUCGCUACGAAGAAGCAACACUUUUUAAAAAAACAUAUCUGUAAGAAGGAGAGGCGGAGAAUAGUAGACAUGGUAAAGAGGAGCUCAUGCGCCCAUGCCCCUUCAGAAGAAAAGUCACACAGAAAAAAUAAAAUAUAUUCGAAAGAGAAUUUCCCAUUUGGCACUGCAAAAAAGGUGGCGAAGGGUUCUUCCGAAUGGCGUCCCCUUCAGAGAGAGUUAAAGUGCAUCACUGGGGUGGAGGGAGGUGGUGGUUUGGAAGCUGAUGAAAGGGUUGUGACUCCCUAUCCACGUAGCCACAACGACGUUAGGGAUCAUGGUAUAGGGGAAGAAGGAAUGAAAGAGAGCGUUAUGAAUAUGAAGCAGACGAUUGAGACAGAGACUCGUGAGAGAGACACUCGUGAGAGAGACACUCGUGAGAGAGACGCUCAUCGGAAGAAGACACACGGACAUGGCGUUGCAACACUCAAAAUGAACAAGAACAAACGGAGGAAGAAAGAAGGACAGAGGAACGAAAUGUACCGACUCAACCUUUACAUCCGCAUGGAGUACUGCGAUAACACCCUAGAGAAUUACAUAAGUGGAAGGACCUACGUGAACUACAAGAGGAACAAAGAAAUAAUACACAUGAUCAUCCUAGGCUUACACUACAUGCACAAAAAUAAUAUUAUUCACAGGGACCUGAAGCCUUCGAAUAUUUUUAUCUGCGACAAUGACGUUGUGAAGAUUGGGGACUUUGGUUUGGCCUCCUACAAUGAUGUGAGCAGACAGCAAAAGUGGUUCAUUCGCCUUGAACACCCCUGGGUGGAAUGCAUACGGAAGGAGCGCACAGAUGAGAUGAGGCACUCGAAGGGGAACAGGGAUACAUGCCACGUGAAUACGUUUACUAAAGAGACAGAUAUAAGUCUGCACAAUCUGCAAAGCGAAUAUCACAUGGAUGAACUACACGUGAAAAGUGGCUCCCUUGGACAAGCACAGAGAAGUGGAGAGGAUCAUUUUACAUGCACUAAAUUGGAGGAGGCAGCGAACACGGCCCAAGGGAAGAAGACCAAUUUGUGGUUCUGUCACCUGGCAGGUGGUGGAGAGAAGGGCACCGAGUAUGGUAGUUACGUCAACAACAGUUGCCACGAUAAAGGGGUAAAUGCAAAUGAUGGCGAUGUGUUCCCCAUUAAGAAGCACUUUCCGUUGGAGGGAAGACAUAACCACCAGUGCCAUUCCUCUGCAGUGGAUUCCAUGUACAUAACGAACGGCAGGAAGGAGAGUAACUUCAACAUUAGUUGUGCUGCUGCUGUUGGUGGUGAUAGCGACGAUGGUGGCUACGCCCAUGAAGGCAUUACGUUAACUGACCUAGUGAAGAAAAUCAUCCCGAUGCUUCUCCAAGGCGACCGGAGAGGACAACCCGUAGGGGUGACACAUAGGCUGGCGUCGCAUGAAGUGGAAAUGUGCAAAGACGGAUCACCUCCCCAAAGCAGCCACACCACAGCCGCAAAUCAACAGAGGAAUAAAAAAAAAAAAAAAUUAAAACUUAAAAGUUACAAUCACCAAGAGGAAAAAUGGCACGAGGCAGCUGGUAAUAUUGCGAACAGCACACAUGCAUCAUCGUAUCACACACUCGGUAUCGGAACGAAAAUGUAUUCUGCCCCGGAACAACUGGUUGGAAAAAGAUAUAACAAAGCAGUAGAUAUGUUUUCCCUCGGGUUGAUCAUUGUGGAUUUGUUCACGAGGACAGAAACGAAUAUGGAGAGGACAGUAAUUUUGUGUAAUGCUCGGCAAAGAAUUUUACCUGACUCGUUAAUAAAAAAACACCCAAGUGUUGCCAAUCUGUGCAAAAAUCUCCUCUCGUUGAAUUACGAAUCCCGAUUUACAUCCGAAGAUUUAUACAAUAAAAUUAUUUCAGCGGGGAAUGUAUUUACCUUUACCAAGUGA